Humulus lupulus (European hop) is the source of this 826-nucleotide messenger RNA. RefSeq lists its product as uncharacterized. Bases 161 to 670 code for a protein of 169 amino acids. NCBI's taxonomy places the organism in Eukaryota, Viridiplantae, Streptophyta, Magnoliopsida, Rosales, Cannabaceae. The record is from RefSeq and is a predicted model, not a curated record. The transcript has a single exon.
CAUGUAAAUUAUAAUAAGUGAAGUAAUUACAAGGAGAAGAGUUUAAAGAGUAAUAAUAAAUAGUUCAUUCAUAGUGAUAAGGCGACCUUAUUCAUUUCAAGGUAAUAAAAACAAAACAAAACAAAACAAAACUCUUUGUUAAUCUCUCUCUCGUACCACCAUGGAAGCCGCAAAGAUGUUGCUCUUCUCUCCAACACCGACUUCAGUAAAACCCACCAUUUCCAUCCUCAAACACAGAGUAACACCAAGGCGGCGGUGGCCUCACGCGCCGCUCAAGGUCGUAGCCAUGGCAAAGGAAAGCAGCGACGAAACUGGGGGCGGUGUUGCGGAGACAGCCGCAAUCCUUGGCGGCUUAGUGUCGACUCCCGUCAUCGGCUGGUCCCUCUACACUCUCAAGACCACUGGCUGCGGCCUGCCACCAGGUCCCGGCGGAUCAAUCGGCGCACUGGAAGGCGUCAGCUACUUAGCCGUGGUGGGAAUCGUGGGUUGGUCGUUGUACACCAAAGCCAAAACUGGGUCUGGUUUGCCCAAUGGCCCUUUUGGGUUACUGGGGGCCGUCGAAGGGCUCUCGUACUUGUCGUUGCUUGGGAUUUUGGUCGUUUUUGGGCUGCAGUUUUUGCAACAGGGCUCCAUUCCUGGACCCCUUCCUACUGAUCAGUGCUUCGGCUGAGUGUGUGAGUAGGAAGGAAUAGGAUAGUGUCGUUUUUGGCCACUAGAAUUCUAUCCUUUUUUUUUUCUUUUCUGUGGCCACGAUUUGUCCAAUUCAAGCUGUACCUACGUACCUUGAUAUAAUAUUUUAGCUCUGCCAGUGCCACUUAUUAUCCUA